Molecule: messenger RNA, 1583 nt
Organism: Dendrobium catenatum
Lineage: Eukaryota; Viridiplantae; Streptophyta; Magnoliopsida; Asparagales; Orchidaceae
Product: AP2-like ethylene-responsive transcription factor AIL5
Exons: 9
Coding region: 45-1331 (428 amino acids)
Biological process (GO): regulation of DNA-templated transcription
Molecular function (GO): DNA-binding transcription factor activity; DNA binding
Source: RefSeq, a predicted model, not a curated record
ACCAACUCCCGAUAGCUGUUAAUUACGAGAAUACCCCAACUUCCAUGGAUAUGGAGUACUCCUCUCAGAACUGGCUCGCCUUCUCGCUUUCCCCCCACCCCGGCAACCUCUUCGAAGCCUUUUCAUUCGCUCCCGGAGCAGUGGAGGAGGAUGGCGGAUGCCUUGAGCCUAAGCUUGAGGACUUCCUCGGCGGCGGCGGAAGGGAGGAAGCAGAGGUAAAUAACAAAGGCGCCAUCUUUGACUCGGACUUGAAGUCGGUGGCCUCCGGAUUUCCUUGCGGAUCGGUGGCGGAGGAGUUGCCGGAGCAGCAGAUACUGGAAAUUUCGGCAGCUUUAUCGGAUACGAGGAAGGCCGUCGAUACCUUCGGCCACCGGACUUCCAUUUACCGCGGCGUCACCAGGCACCGGUGGACGGGGAGGUACGAAGCGCACCUAUGGGACAAUAGCUGCCGCCGGGAAGGCCAAAGCCGGAAGGGAAGACAAGUUUAUUUAGGUGGAUAUGAUAAGGAGGAGAAGGCCGGGCGGGCUUAUGACCUGGCAGCUCUCAAGUACUGGGGACCCACUACCACGACCAAUUUUCCUGUUUCUGACUACGAGAAGGAACUGGAGGAUAUGAAGAGCAUGACUCGACAGGAAUUCGUUGCUUCUCUACGAAGGAAGAGUAGCGGCUUCUCAAGAGGUGCUUCUAUCUAUAGAGGAGUAACAAGGCAUCACCAGCAUGGCCGGUGGCAGGCAAGGAUUGGAAGAGUAGCCGGCAACAAGGACCUUUAUCUUGGCACAUUUAGUAAGUACUAUAACAAUAUUAAUAUCCAUAUGUAUUCUCAAUGCACGUACUCAUAUAGAAAUUACUGUAUUUACUUCGACAUGAGCCGCUACAACAUAAGCACCAUAGCCAACAGCGAUCUCCCCAUCGGCAGCAUGGCCACUCGAGCCUUCAAAGCCUUCGAUGCCACCUCUAAUUCUUCCUCUGAUACGGUCAUGGCGGUCGAAGAGCAACAACUGGCUGGUCGCGAUGAUCAUAACGAUUACUGGUCACUUGUUGCUUUCCACAACCCAUACAAUCAAGAUCUGCAACAACAAGCUGCAGUCUCAGGGAGUACUGUGGGGCUGUACGCUUCGGGGAUUAAUAUGGAUUUUUCUGAUGGAGUGGUAAUGGAGAGUACUGAUAAUGGUAAUAACUUGGUAUGGAGGAAUUCUGCUAUUAAUGGCGUUGGAUUUGGAGGGAGUUUUGAAGGCACGAACUUUGCUGCAAAUUCUAAUUCGUACUAUUAUUACCAGACUGCAAAGCCAAAUGUUUCUGUCUUUCAAAGUCCUAUAUUUGGGAUAGAAUGAUUAGAAGCAGAAAGAAAAAGACAAAGGGAAUGGAGAAAGAGAGAGAGUACUGAUGUGAACUAACAUUCUAGAGAGAGGGAUAGAGAUCCCAAGUUCUUUUUCUUUGUAGGGUGUUCUUUUCUUUACUGUACUGACAUGAUUCUAUAUUGUCAUUAGACUUUUGAGACCCUUUGAUUUGGAUUUUUACUUUUCCAGCUAGCUGUUAGAAUGUGUAUCAAUCAUGAUAUCAGUAUCAGAGGAGUAAAUGUAUUA